ACUGAGAGAGCGGGAGAAAGAUAGAGAGACCUAGUGGGCGUGAGUGUUUGUGUGCGAGAGAGAGAGAGAGAGAGAGUUAACCACUGCCAAAGCCGAUUACAGUUUAUCGGGUGUGUGAUGCUGUCACUGUCUGUCCACUUGAGGGUUCUCCCCCUUGUGCGCGACACGCCUGUCGCUCUCUCCUGCUUGUUAGUUGUUGUUUAUCUAUAGAAGCGCGCUUCUUUGGCGAGCAGCAUGGAUUUAUUAUAGCGCUUGUGGCACUCGGGCAUCUUCACUAUGAGUUCCUCUGCAGAAGCGCUCCCGUCAGCGGGGCAACUUUUCCGUGUGCCACGGCGCCGCUGAGCCGCGCUUCUCCCGGUGGGAAAGUUUACAAGCAACCCCCGAAGACCAUGAGCUCGCGGUGAAAACUCCGACCGUUCCAUUCUCUUCUUCUCUCUUCCAAAACCGUACCAGAUUAAAAAAAAAAAAAAAAUGCAGAAGAGCGUCCGCUACAACGAAGGCCACGCGCUGUUUCUGUCCUUGGUCGCGCGUAAAGAGGGGACCAAGCGCGGAUACCUGAGCAAGAAGACGGCGGAGAACAGCCGGUGGCACGAGAAGUUCUUCGCCCUGUACCAGAAUGUCCUGUUCUACUUCGAGAACGAGCAGAGCGCGCGGCCGGCCGGGAUUUACCUGUUGGAGGGAUGCACCUGCGAGCGCGCGCCGGCGCCAAAGAUGUCCACCACUGGGAAGGAAGCGCUGGAGAAACAGCACUACUUCCUCAUUGUGUUUGGUCACGAUGGACAAAAGCCUCUGGAGCUGCGGACCGAGGAAGAGAGUGAGUGCGACGAAUGGGUGGAGGCCAUCCAGCAGGCAAGUUACUCUGACAUCAUCAUUGAACGAGAGGUGCUGAUGCAGAAAUACAUCCACCUCGUACAGAUAGUGGAGACGGAGAAGGUGGCUGCCAAUCAGCUGCGCACCCAGCUAGAAGAUCAGGACACAGAAAUCGAGAGGCUCAAAGCAGAGAUUGUAGCUCUGAACAAAACUAAGGAGCGAAUGCGACCUUACCAUGUCUACCACGAAAAUGAAGACCCGGAUAUCAAAAAGAUCAAAAAGGUGCAGAGUUUCAUGCGGGGCUGGCUCUGUCGGAGGAAGUGGAAGAUCAUCGUUCAGGACUACAUCUGCUCUCCUCACGCUGAGAGCAUGAGGAAGAGGAACCAGAUCGUCUUCAACAUGGUGGAGGCAGAGACAGAGUACGUCCACCAGCUCUACAUCCUGGUAAACUGUUUCCUCAGACCUCUGAGGAUGGCUGCCAGCUCCAAGAAACCCCCCAUCAGCCAUGAUGAUGUCAGCAGCAUCUUCCUCAACAGCGAGACCAUCAUGUUUCUACAUGAGAUCUUCCAUCAAGGCUUGAAGGCGAGGAUAGCCAACUGGCCAACCCUGGUGCUGGCCGACCUGUUUGACAUCCUGCUGCCCAUGCUGAACAUCUAUCAGGAGUUUGUGCGAAACCAUCAGUACAGCCUGCAGGUUUUGGCCAACUGUAAGCAGAACAGAGACUUUGACAAGCUGCUGAAACAAUAUGAGUCUAACGCCGCCUGUGAGGGAAGGAUGCUGGAGACCUUCCUCACCUACCCCAUGUUCCAGAUUCCCCGCUACAUCAUCACCCUGCAUGAGUUAUUGGCGCACACACCUCAUGAGCAUGUGGAGCGCAAGAGUCUUGAAUUUGCCAAGUCCAAAUUAGAGGAACUGUCCAGAGUAAUGCAUGAUGAGGUGAGUGACACUGAGAACAUCCGGAAGAACCUGGCCAUUGAGAGGAUGAUAGUGGAGGGCUGUGACAUCCUGCUGGACACCAGCCAGACCUUUGUCAGGCAGGGCUCUCUGAUCCAGCUGCCGUCGGUCGAGCGAGGGAAGCUCAGCAAGGUCCGUCUGGGCUCCCUCUCUCUAAAGAAGGAAGGGGAAAGGCAGUGCUUCCUCUUCACCAAACACUUCCUAGUCUGCACACGCAGCUCCGGGGGGAAACUGCACCUUCUCAAGCAAGGUGGAGUUUUGUCCCUGAUUGACUGCACCCUCAUAGAGGAGCCAGAUGCCAGCGACGAGGAAUCUAAAGCCAGUGGUCAGGUGUUCGGUCAGCUGGACUUUAAGCUUGUUGUGGAGCCGUCAGACUCGCCCUCAUUCACCGUGGUGUUGCUGGCACCGUCGCGGCAGGAAAAGGCAGCGUGGACCAGUGAUAUUAGCCAGUGUAUAGAUAAUAUCCGGUGUAAUGGCCUGAUGACUAGUGUAUUUGAGGAGAACUCUAAAGUGACUGUGCCUCAUAUGAUCAAAUCCGAUGUGCGUCUCCAUAAAGAUGAUGUUGACAUUUGCUUCAGCAAGACGCUCAACUCCUGCAAGGUCCCCCAGAUCCGCUACGCCAGCGUGGAGCGGCUGCUGGAGAGGCUGACCGACCUGCGCUUCCUCUCCAUCGACUUCCUCAACACCUUCCUGCACACGUACAGGAUUUUCACCACGGCAACGGUGGUCAUGGACAAACUGGCCGACAUCUACAAGAAGCCCUUCUCCUCCAUACCGAUCAGGGCGCAGUACCACUCAUUUGACCGUCUGUCCAUCUCAUCCAUCUGUCCCGACUACAGUCUGAAGAUCAAGAAGAUAGCCAUGGAUCAGUCCAAGUCCUUGGAGCUGUUCUUCGCCACCAAUCAGAACAACAGAGGUGGCGAGCACACAAACGACAAAUCCCCUCGCCUCUGCCGCAAGUUCUCCUCUCCACCUCCCCUCUCCAUCCCGUCCCGCACCUCCUCCCCAGUCCGAACCCGCAAGCUCUCUCUCCACUCCCCCAUCAGUGCCCGGGUCGGAGGCCUCGACCUAACAAGUCCUCUGUCAAACUCCGGCAUCAACCAUAACACUUCCCAGUCCGCCACCAGUAGCCCCACAUCUGCCCACACACCCCAAACCCCAACGCCUCAGACCCCAACUCCGACUGCCACCUCUCCUCCUCUUCCUCCCUCUUCCACCUCUCCCCCACCCAACAACUCGAAGCCACUGCAAGACCAAUCUCCUGCCACUCCCACGUCCCCUGAUCAGAGUCCCUGCUCGACCGCAGAGGGGGAGGAGGUGCCCAAGAUCGACCCGUUUUGUGGGAAAAUGAGAAGGAGCAUCCGCAGAACUGUGCUGGAGUCGGUGUCACUGGAGAAAAUAAUCCCGGAGUCUCCUCAGAGCAGCGAAGCAGGAGACAUGUCUCCGUGUCGCUCCCCUUCCACACCUCGACAUCUCCGCUACAGACAGCCUGGAGUCCAGUCAGGGGAGAACUCACGCUGCCCCGUCUCUCCUGCUUCAGCGUUUGCCAUCGCUACAGCAGCAGCAGGCCAUGGUUCACCACCAGUGUUUACAAACUCUGAAAGAACUUGCGAUAAAGAUUUCAUCAUUCGCCGAGCUGCGACCAACAGAGUUCUCAACGUGCUGCGCCACUGGGUCUCCAAACACUCACAGGACUUUGAGAUGAACGGGGAGCUCAAGAUGUCAGUGAUCUGUCUCCUAGAGGAGGUGCUCAGAGACCCGGACCUGUUGCCUCAGGAGAGAAAAGCUACUGCCAACAUACUAAGUGCCCUUUCUCAAGACGAGCAGGACGAUGCCCAGCUGAGGAUAGAGGACAUCUUACAGAUGGCGGACUGUCCGAAGGCGGAGUGUUUUGAGUCCCUGUCGGCGAUGGAGCUGGCCGAGCAGAUCACUCUGCUGGACCACAUCGUCUUCAGGAGCAUUCCUUACGAAGAGUUCCUGGGCCAGGGCUGGAUGAAGGUUGAUAAGACGGAACGGACGCCGUACAUCAUGAAGACUAGUCAACACUUCAAUGAUAUGAGUAACCUGGUGGCGUCACAGAUUAUGACCCACACUGAUGUGGGCUCGAGGUCCAGCUCCAUAGAGAAGUGGGUCGCCGUGGCCGACAUCUGCCGCUGUCUCAACAACUACAAUGGAGUACUGGAGAUCACGUCUGCACUCAAUCGCAGUGCAAUCUACCGCUUGAAGAAGACCUGGGCUAAAGUCAGCAAACAGACUAAAGCCCUGAUGGACAAACUGCAGAAGACUGUGUCCUCUGAGGGAAGGUUUAAAAACCUGAGGGAGACCCUGAAAAACUGCAAUCCUCCAUGUGUGCCGUACCUGGGAAUGUAUCUAACAGACCUGGCCUUUAUUGAGGAGGGGACACCUAAUUUCACUGAGGAAGGUCUUGUUAACUUCUCCAAAAUGAGGAUGAUAUCACACAUCAUCAGAGAGAUCCGCCAGUUCCAGCAGACUCCGUACAGAAUAGAGCAUCAAGCCAAGGUGACCCAGUACCUUCUGGAUAAGACUCUGAUCAUGGAUGAAGACACACUCUAUGAUCUCUCGCUGAAGAUCGAGCCCAGGCUUCCUGCCUGAGUCACAGCUGCUCGCAGCCAGUGGGAGCCUGCCUGACCUGGGCCCUAACCCUCCUCCAAGGGCAAACACGCCCACGUAAUCUCAUCAAUCAAGAGAAAAAUUGGGAAGUUUUUAAGAGCAGCAUGGAAAUGGAAUAAAGAGCGCUAAAGACUGAAGUGAGAGAGAAGGAAGCAUGAGAGGUUUACAAGAGACCGAGGGAGCAUGAGAGAGGAUUUCUGAGGACUGGUUGUCUUCACAGUGAACUAGAGGAAAAGGUUUUGGUUGCAGUGCAUGGAGGUCUCUGUGUGGGCUCGUCUUUCCCUGGUCGAGAGUGCGGUGCGCACGACAUCACACUUUCUCCGACGGGCCUGAGAGUGCAGGAAGGGGUUGGAGCAUGUGUGGAAGGACAAAACAGAGAUGUAGCAUAUACAGAUAGUGUGACAGAGAGAUGUCUGUGCUCGUGUCUCUGUGCUGUUGUCUGCGUUCUGUUGCCUGUGCAUUUCCGUGCCAUGUCCCUGGAGCAGCAGCCCCCCAAAAAAUUUGCUUUCUGUCGCGAUGGUCACUGCGUUAAACUUGCAUGAUUUCAGCUUGAGAUUUAACUGUCUAAAUGACCUUCAACCUUCCCCCCUGACCUUCAGCUUAGCAUGCUUCACUCUUUCCCAGAGUGACUCUCUAAGCCACUAUGCAUCCUCAGUGGGCUGGGAGCGGCAAAAUGCCUUGAAGCCUUCAAAUAUAAUGUAGAGAGACUCUAAAAUGAAACACAUGAAAAUUUGAUAUAUUUUGACAAAGUGGCUUAUUUUUCCAUUGAUAAAACAAUUGAUUCUGUAUGUGUCUUCAGUCAGUCUCCGCCUAAAGACUUCCCAUGAGAAUGAAGAGCUCUUUCUUAUUUUAAUGUCCACAUGAAUGAUACAAAAAUUUUAAAAAUUUCAUCAGUGCCUUCCACUAGUGUAGGUCUCUCCCCAAUGAUUGCCAAUUCACACACAUGAAGUCCAACAUAUAAAUCUUAAGGUUUCCUGUUAGAAUCCGACUGUAGUUUCACUCUUUUCUUUUUUUCAGAAUAUAGGUCGUCUGGACUGAACCGUAGCAUGUUAGUGUAAACACAGUAAAGUCAGUGCAGCAUCUUAUCGUAAGCAAAUAUCUCCCUCUAGUGUUUAGACAUUGUUAUAACCUCUAUUGACCCAAAGCUUCUUGCGGCAUUUGUGUGCAGUUUAAUUUCUUCUGCUUUUACAAAUUGUCACAUACUGACGUGUGUAGUCAGGUCCCAGUGUGUAACUCUUGGAUGUAGGCUGGGACAGUUUUUUGCACUCUCUGAGAUGUAGCUUUGCUUGAGUGACAGUAUGAUCGUUAUUUACAUGCUAUUUAUUUCAUCAGAUACUGUAUUUAUCUUAUUUUUGUAUAUAGUGUCUCCACACAUAUCAUAUGAUUGAUGAAUUUGAAUUGUCAUGCUGUGAAUAUAGAUUUUAUUGGGGUUUUUUUUUUUUUGUUCGGUUUUUUCUCUAGUUUUGCAUCCAUGGCUCUUGUAUUGCAAGAAAUCUGUUUAACUUUAUUCUAGAAAAAAAAAGAAAGAAAAGAAGUCUUUUGAAGGUUAAGAAAAUGUAGCAUUUGAAUAAUGAGAAUUUGUUUUUCUGUAUUGCUAAUAUGAUGAACAUAGUUGUCCUGCAUGCACACACAACAGCUGCAUGUUGUGCAUGUCUGAACCAGACGCUCCCUGUACGUUGUCCCUCUGCUUCUCUAUAUUAAUAUUGUCUCUGUAGCUGUCGGGAGACUCUGCUUAAAGGCGUAGAAACAAUAUUUGGUCCAUCGAAUCUGGCACGUUUGUCUCUUAGUGUACCUCACAACAUCACCAAAAUAAUCUUUAAGCUAUGUCAUCUGCAAAAGUAGCAGUGUUGGAAGUCAUGCACGCCUCAGUGAAAACAGAACUUUCCUCAUGAAACAGUUGUUCCAGAUUGACCCAGAGGAAAUGUUUCCAGGCUUUGCUUUCGGGACAACUUGUCCUUUGCGCUGCGUCUGUAACUCUGAGUGGCUGUUUCACACACAGGUUUGAGACUACAGGAUGCUGUGUUUGUAUUGUAAUAUCAUCUGUGUGUAUUUGUUUGCAUUUUUCACUUGUAGGUGCAGGGGAAAUAAAUUCAACAUGCCU
Messenger RNA from Acanthopagrus latus (yellowfin seabream), 6496 nucleotides. RefSeq names its product Ras protein-specific guanine nucleotide-releasing factor 2b (gene rasgrf2b). The coding region runs from base 472 to 4377 and encodes 1301 amino acids. Gene Ontology annotation, cellular component: plasma membrane. Gene Ontology annotation, biological process: positive regulation of GTPase activity; Ras protein signal transduction. Lineage: Eukaryota; Metazoa; Chordata; Actinopteri; Spariformes; Sparidae. The transcript is spliced from 29 exons. The record is from RefSeq and is a predicted model, not a curated record. Gene Ontology annotation, molecular function: guanyl-nucleotide exchange factor activity; protein binding.